Molecule: messenger RNA, 2685 nt
Organism: Lotus japonicus
Lineage: Eukaryota; Viridiplantae; Streptophyta; Magnoliopsida; Fabales; Fabaceae
Product: protein indeterminate-domain 5, chloroplastic-like
Exons: 5
Coding region: 519-2342 (607 amino acids)
Cellular component (GO): nucleus
Molecular function (GO): DNA-binding transcription factor activity
Source: RefSeq, a predicted model, not a curated record
GAUUUAUGACAAGAGAGAGGUGAGCAAAAUCUGGAAUAAAGCUUUUGAAGAGGAAAAAAAGGCAGAGAAUAAUAAAGAGAAGAGCAAAAAAAAAAUGCCUUGUGUAUAUGUGUUGGUGUAUCUGCAUGACACCGAAUCACUAGUGAAGAAACUCUGUUGUGGUGAUGUUAUUAUUUUCCCUUCCUCAAAUUUCUUCUCAUUUAUAACAAGCCAACCUCAGCACAAGGAAAAAAUUUAUAUCAAGUAGUGAGAAUUCAAUUCAUCACACCAUGGUGAUGGUGGGGUUGAUUAAUUCUAUUUUUGCUCUUUUUCUUCAUUCAUCUUAGAUAGUACUAGCUAGCUUGCUCUUUCUUCAUCUUUUGUUGUUGAUUUACAAGAAUUCUCUAUUAAUCUUGAUAAGUUCUGUGAGAUUAAUUGGGGGUGUGAAUUGAAGAGGACUACUCAUGCAUGUGGGUUUUCCAGAAUUCUGAUUGAAGAAGAAGUAGAAAGAAGGUUACUUAAUUACUACUGUAAGAGAUAUGGCAGCAUCGUCUUCCUCAGCAUCACUCUUUGGAUUCAGAGAAGAGGAUAAUCAGAUGAACCAACAGCAGCAACAUUCCCUGGUGGCAGCAGCACCAUCCUCUUCAGCAACUCCAUCUGCACCACCACCCCAGAAGAAAAAAAGAAACCAACCUGGAACACCAAAUCCAGAUGCAGAGGUGAUAGCACUAUCUCCCAAGACCCUAAUGGCAACAAACAGGUUCAUAUGUGAGGUGUGCAACAAAGGGUUCCAAAGGGAGCAAAACUUGCAACUCCACAGAAGAGGACACAACUUGCCUUGGAAGCUUAAGCAGAAGACAAACAAAGAGCCAAAGAGAAAGGUUUAUCUGUGCCCUGAGCCCACAUGCGUCCACCAUGACCCUUCAAGGGCUCUGGGCGACCUCACAGGGAUCAAGAAGCAUUACUCUCGCAAACAUGGUGAGAAGAAGUGGAAGUGUGACAAGUGCUCCAAGAAAUAUGCUGUUCAAUCUGAUUGGAAAGCUCAUUCUAAGACUUGUGGCACCAGGGAAUACAGAUGUGACUGUGGCACUCUCUUCUCCAGGAGAGACAGUUUCAUCACCCACAGGGCCUUCUGUGAUGCAUUGGCACAAGAGAGUGCAAGACAACCUCCAAACCUGAGCAGUGCCAUUGGCAGCCAUCUAUAUGGGAGCAGCAGCAACAAUAUGGGGUUAGCCUUAUCCCAUGUGGGACCUCAAUUGUCCAACAUGCAACCAUCAGACCUAAACAACAACAACCAGUCAGCUGAGCUCUUGCGGCUCGGUGGCGCGGCCGGUCGGACCGGAGUGCAAUUUGACCAAAUGUUCCAAACAAGCCUUGGCCCAGCCUCCUUCAGACCUACACAGCAAAGCGUGGCCUCCUUCUUCUUGCCUCAUGAGUCGAACCAGAACUACCACCAUGAUCAGCAGCAACAACAACAAGGGUUGGUGCAGCAAAACAAGUCGUUUCAAGGGCUAAUUCAAUUGUCUGAACUCAACAACCACCACCAUCACAAUCACAACAACAAUUCUCCAUCAGGUGGUGCCAACAACAACAGCCUCUUCAACCUUCCAUUCCUUUCAAGCAACAACAGCACCAACAGCAGCAACACCUCCUUCUCGGACCACUUCAAUGAAAAUGGUAGUGUCAACGACCAAGCCACCAAUUUCUUCACCGGCAACGUGAUGGGUGGCGGUGGCGGCGGCGGUAGUCAUCAGCAGCACCACCAAACAACAGCAACAACCUCCGCUGCUCCUUCUCUGUUCAGCACAUCCCUCCAAGCCAACAACAGUGCAAUGGCUCACAUGUCUGCAACUGCACUCCUUCAGAAAGCUGCUCAAUUGGGUACAACUUCAAGCAACAGCACCGCUUCUCUGUUGAAAAGCUUUGGAAGCUCUUCCUCUAGCAGUGCACCCAAACCAAUGGCUGGUGCUGCUGCAAACUAUGGCGGCGUCGGCGUCGGUAUGUUCAACGAGCAGAACAACCUGCAGGACUUGAUGAACUCGUUUGCUGCGGCAAGUGGCAGCGGCGGCCAUAACAAUGUUUCCUCCAUGUUUGAAACUGGGGGGUUUGAGGCUUAUGAUCGUGCAGGUGGUGUGAGUAGGGAUCAGCAGAAGAUGCAGGCGGCGAUGAGCAUUGGAGGGUCUGAUAGGCUGAGUACUCGUGAUUUUCUUGGUGUUGGUCAGAUUGUGAGAAGCAUGAGUGGUGGUGGACAAAGAGAACAGCAACAUGCUUUUAAUGCUUUGGAGGCAGAGAGAAAUGCUGCUGCUGCUACAGCUGCGCCGUCAGGGCAAUCUUUUGGAGGUGGUGGAGGGAAUUUUCAGUGACAAAGCAAAUCAUCAGAAAGUAAUUGAGAACAAAGGGAUUUCAGCUUGUUCCAUUGACUGUCAAGCUCAUCUAGUAAAGGCUUUUGAGAUCAGCAUUUGGGAAGCAUGGGAAUAUCUGGACUUUAUUAUUAAUAGAACAACAAAAAAUUAGACUUCAACAUUAGGCUUCUUCUUCAACUCCGUUACAUUGGGAUAAAAAAAAAUCGUUAAUAUUUCUGCUCCUCCCCCCGCUACAACUUUAUUUGGAUUAUGAACAAAGUAGCUUCAAGUUUUUCAUGUUUAAUUUAAUAGAUUUUGUUAUUGGACAAAUGCAUUAGUUAUUGCAUCCGUUAUGACUGAACAA